Guillardia theta CCMP2712 is the source of this 591-nucleotide messenger RNA. RefSeq lists its product as hypothetical. The transcript has 2 exons. Gene Ontology annotation, biological process: DNA replication-dependent chromatin assembly. Bases 16 to 591 code for a protein of 191 amino acids. Lineage: Eukaryota; Cryptophyceae; Pyrenomonadales; Geminigeraceae. Gene Ontology annotation, cellular component: nucleus. Gene Ontology annotation, molecular function: histone binding. The record is from RefSeq and is a predicted model, not a curated record.
GAGAUAGCUGAGGAAAUGUCCUACGUUGAUGUUGUCGCUGUGGAGGUGUCGGAGCCGCGGGCGCGCUUGACAGACGAGCUCAAGUUUUCAAUCACCUUCCAAUGCAAGAUCAAACCAGAGCAAGCAGAUUUGGCAUGGAGAAUCGUUUGGGUAGGCUCAGCAAAGAACGAAGUUCAUGAUCAGAUUCUGGAAGAGGUGGACGUCCCCCCAGAGCUCGGGUUGAACUCCUUCGAUUUCAUCUGCGAUGGUCCAAACCCCGACAAGAUUCCUGCCGACGAGGUCUUGGGUGUCACUGUAGUCAUGGUGCAGGCGCUGUACAAAGGCAAGGAGUUUCUGAGGGUUGGUUACUACGUCAAGGUGGAUUAUACUGAUGAGAAGCUGCGAGAGGAGCCACCGCAGGUUGAACGUCCUGAUCCUGCGCUGUUGGAGCGACUGAUCUUGACCGAUGAGCCACGAGUCACUCGAUACCUCAUCGAGUGGGAUAGUUGUAAUGCUGCCUAUUCCGAGGAAGGGAACAGUGGUGAACAAACCAAUGAUUCGGAGACUGUGCUGGAGGAAGUGAAACCAGAAGCACAGGUCAUCACCAGUUGA